Molecule: messenger RNA, 1213 nt
Organism: Chelmon rostratus (copperband butterflyfish)
Lineage: Eukaryota; Metazoa; Chordata; Actinopteri; Chaetodontiformes; Chaetodontidae
Product: basement membrane-specific heparan sulfate proteoglycan core protein-like
Exons: 8
Coding region: 1-1164 (387 amino acids)
Biological process (GO): homophilic cell-cell adhesion; axon guidance; dendrite self-avoidance
Cellular component (GO): axon; plasma membrane
Molecular function (GO): cell-cell adhesion mediator activity
Source: RefSeq, a predicted model, not a curated record
AUGGAUUUCUCACCCGGGACUCUGAUCCUGUGUUCUCUGUUAUGUUCAGCUCUCUCUUUCUGUGCAGUGGCUGGUCAGGCUCCUGUUGUGUCUGUGGAGCCCCGGACUGCUACUGUGCGCCAAGGGGAGUCUGUCAGCUUUAGGUGCCAAGUGGGCAGCGGAGCAGAGCCAGUCAGACUCAUGGAGUGGAAGAGAGCCAAUAACCAAGCGUUGCCAGAAAAUGUUAAACUUGGUCCUGGUGGCUCUGUGCUGACGGUCGUCAACGCGAGACCUGGAAACCAGGGCCAGUACCGCUGCACGGCAGGCAACUCAGCAGGCCGCAGCUCUGCCACAGCUGUGCUCAACGUCAAGUUUGCGCCCAAAGUGCGGCUGACACCAACAGGGCCCCUGCGGGUCAGGAUGGGGGACCCCGUGUCAGUGGAGUGUCGUGCCACGGGUAGGCCCCGCCCCGUGCUGACCUGGAAACGCCAAGGCUCCACCCUGCAGCUGGUUACCAAGGAGACAAAUGAUGCCAACACCAUAGAGUGGCCCACAGUGCAUCCAGAGGACUCAGGAGUUUAUAUUUGCCAGGCUGAAAACAAUGAGGGGGUGACAGAGGUCAAAGUUGAGGUCGUUGUGGAGGGGGGGCUCGGAGCACCAGUGGCUUCAGUGAGCGCCACAGAAAUGACAGUGGUGGAGGGACAAACGGUCACAUUUGAGUGUCAGGCCAGUGGCUCCCCUCUUCCUAUCGUCACCUGGUCCAAGCUCCGGGCACCAUUGCCGUGGAAACACACAAUGGUUGGUGGAGUUUUGACACUGACCAGCGUGGGGCGCCAAGACUCAGGACAAUACAUCUGUAAUGCAACCAACAUCCACGGCUACAGUGAGGCGUACACGCAGAUGGAGGUGGAGAGUCCUCCGUACGCCACCUGCCUGCCUGACCAGGUGAGGCUCCAGCCCGGAGAUGCCCUGCAGGUGCAGUGCCUCGCCCACGGCUCUCAUCCCAUUCAGUUUGAGUGGAGCAGGGUGGGCAGGGUGGGCCUGCCGGCCGGAGCAGAGGCCACCAGGGACGGGAGGCUGUUCAUAGCCCACGUUAAACUGAGCGACAGCGGGACAUACAAAUGCGUGGCCACCAACCACAUCGGCUCCAGUGAGUCACUGGCCAAAGUAAUCAUAAAAGCCUAAUCCACUGUGUCCACACUGUUUCUGAUUGACAAACCACUACAACUACUGC